AACUCCACAAAACAUAAAUUCUACUGUUAAAAAUAUAACAAAUUGUUGGCAUAUAUGACAUAUUCAACGUGCAGAGAAUUGUAAACCAUUUUAUCAAAAAACUUACAGGGCUCUUGCAAAAUACAUUAGCUGAAGAUUAUCUAGCAGGCGCCAUAGACGGAGACGAAUAUCUAAAGAAAAUUAUCUAUGGCGACAAGAAACCAGAUAAACCCGGAGUAAUAUUAUUCACUGCACCUUAUAAACUAUGCAAAGGCCCUGGAUGUGAUGAUCCAGAUUUUGCCAUGGCAUUUCCACUCUUUGUCGGAAAGAAAGGCAAAGAUGUUUAUAAAAAAUUGUAUGCAAGGGAUCACUCAGUUAUACAUGGCGGUAAGCCUAACGCACCAUUUAAGCACUCGACGACUAAAGCCAGCACUACGACCACCACUACUGAGGCGUCAAUAUCUGCACCACAAUGUAUGAACGUAAAUGUGGACCUCGACUUAGUUACUAAAACUAAUGAAGUAAAAGAGACUAUCACGUGUCCGACAUUCCCACCAACUGAAGAAAAAACUACACCUACAGCGACUGAAGAGCCUACAACUGUAGAACCUACAACAAAAGAACCAACUACGGAAGAACCUACAACGGAAGAACCUACAACGAUAGAACAUACAACCGUAGAACCUACAACUGUAGAACCUACAACUGAAGAACUUACAACGGUGGAACCUAUAACUGAAGAACCUACAACUCAAGAACCUACGACUGAAGAACCUGCAACUGUAAUACUUUCCACUGCAGAACCUACUACUACGGUACCUACAACUGCAGAACUUACAAGUGACCAACCUACAACUGAAGCAAUGACAACUACGAUUGAGCUCCUACGUGCGAGGAAGAAGAAACUACGAUGACAUGCCCGACGGUGACUGGUUGUAUCAAAAGGAAAAGGUUAAAGCAUACACUGCCUCUAAAGUCAAGAACGUCUUCGUACAUAUAUUCUCGACAACAUACCACCACGACCAAGAACAAACCAGUGGUGAAUUCUCCAGAAGAAAUGUGGUAUGAGGACGAAGCUACAGGACCACAACCAAACACGCUACGCCAUUUCCUGCGAAACAACUAUGCAAUGAGAGCAACAACUCCGAUUCAUACUUUUAAGGAUUAUUAUUAUUACUAUUACCUUUUGAAAUAACCAAGACUUACAGCCAUUUAAAUUCAAAGUGCCUUAUUUUAUCAAAGCAUUGGCGAUGCAUUAUUUUUUAGUUUAUUACCAAUUAUGUAAAAUGAAAUAAAUGACCC
Molecule: messenger RNA, 1281 nt
Organism: Hyposmocoma kahamanoa
Lineage: Eukaryota; Metazoa; Arthropoda; Insecta; Lepidoptera; Cosmopterigidae
Product: salivary glue protein Sgs-3-like
Exons: 4
Coding region: 282-893 (203 amino acids)
Source: RefSeq, a predicted model, not a curated record